ACUAUGAUCACUGCAGCAACAGCUUCUACAAACACUUCAGCAGCAGCAACUAUGAUCACUGCAGCAACAGCUACUACAAACACUUCAGCAACAGCAACUAUGAUCAUUGCAGCUACUGCUACUAUGACCACCGUGGCACCAGUUGCCAAUGCGACUGCAGCAGCAGCAACAACCAUCAUACCUGCAGUGGCCAGUAUUUCUCGACAAGAAUGUGGCUCCUCAAAGCUCUGUGCAGCUGAACCCUCAAAGUGCGAUCCCUCUUCCACAACCUGCUAUUUCGUUUCUGCCAAGCAACAAAGUGGCCAAACGUACAACUUUGAGCUCUCAGGACAGACAGACGGCUACAUUGCUGCUGGUGUGUCAAAUGCUGCAUCUGAGUCUGCCAGUCACAGAGCCUAUUUCUGCGCUAGCCACAAAGGUGCUGUCCGUUUCUUCACUGGCUUCAUCAAUAAUCUGGUUCUAAAUCUCACACAGACACUAACAACAAGCAAUGUGAAGGGAUCAGUCAACUCAGGAAAAAUCCAGUGCACAUUUUCAGCUGACCUACCUGACACGACGACACGAGCAGCAGAUUAUGCUUUGUCUGUUACAACUGGAACUUACGAUGCCACUUCCGGGGAACUGGGAAACGCAAACUUCAGAAUCCUAACACCUCUUGUGAACCUCUCUGACACUACCACCAACGUCACCAAUUUGCUGAGCAACAGCGCUUCCUCUGCUUAUCGGGUCACACACACACAGUCAUUCUUGCCAGUUCUGCUGGUCACCGUGUCUAUGCUGGCUUUCACAGCAGUAUGAAGCAACUUAUCUCCACCAUGUUAGAAAAAGGCCGUAACGUCUCUAUCAGUGAACACAGACGACUAAGAUCAAAAAUGGAGCAGGUCUUGGACAGAUUUUCCUACUUUGGUAGGAUCCAUUUUGUGCUGACUCAGUUUUUUUUAUUUUAAGAACAACUCUUCAAGCCUCUGCUCCACUGCUUGGUGACAAGUUUACAACCCUUUGUGAUUCUGAAUCAAAAGAGAAAUUAUGUCAAAUGCUUCCUCUUUAGUUCUAUAAAACUAUUUACCCACAAGACUUCUGGAAUUCUGCUCUGUGAUGUAAAACUUUUCUACAAAUGAAGGAAAAACUGAUUUUUUUCAAGAGUCAAAAAUAUGUCAUCAUGCUUGACAGCAUUUGUGUUUCAAGGUCUGGUUAUACUUUAGAAGUCUAUUUUACUGGUGCAUGUUGAAAUCUUCAGUUCUUAUUUCUUUUGACACUGCAUUGUUCUUUGUUGUAAUAAUGGCGUUAAUUAUUUAGCAGUUCCUUGAUUAUGAAGUCUUUAAUGGCUGAUGUGAAUGAACAUGUUAAAACAAUUAAGAUGUUAAAUGUGGUAAUACAUGUUGAAGGUGAUUAAAAAAUAUGCACAAAUUGAA
Molecule: messenger RNA, 1412 nt
Organism: Xiphophorus couchianus (Monterrey platyfish)
Lineage: Eukaryota; Metazoa; Chordata; Actinopteri; Cyprinodontiformes; Poeciliidae
Product: putative ferric-chelate reductase 1
Exons: 6
Coding region: 4-798 (264 amino acids)
Biological process (GO): regulation of postsynaptic membrane neurotransmitter receptor levels; regulation of glutamate receptor signaling pathway
Source: RefSeq, a predicted model, not a curated record